AUGCCAGGACUGGUGACCGAGAUACUGGCAGACUAUGGAACAAUUCCACAGAAGAUAAGCCUUUUCUUAAAGAAAAGAAAUGGAAGCACGGUAGACCAAAUGCUUCAAAAUACAUCUCUGACACGUAUCCAGGUUGUGCAUGGCCUCUCUCUGAUGAUACAGCGUAGGCUUGUGAAAUACUUUCAGUAUGAGAAGAAAGUCUACUAUGUGUUAGAUGUAGAAAUGGUUUACAGGAGGACGUACUACGCAAUUUACUGCAGGCUUAUUGAGGGCUUGUUUGGAGAGAAUACAGCUGCUCUGUUUAUGAAGAUUCUGACGAACGGCUUUACCAAGCCUGAAGACGUUUCCUCAGAGGAAGAAAGAGAGGAACUUGUUAAUGCAGGCAUGGUGAUCUCUGUAGACAAAAGAGAAGCAAGCGUUUUGGUUACAAGCUCCGGAGGUUUGGCCGAGUAUAUGGCAAGGGCUAAGAUGGAAAGAGAAAUCGAUGGCAUGAGCAGAAAGAAUAGAAGGACCUCAGAAAAGUCCAGGUUCUAUGUUGUUGACUUUGGUGCUCUAGACGCUAAGCUGGUAGACAGUAGGCUUCUGACUCUUGUCAGGAAAAGAUACUCAUCAAAGGCAGAAAUGACCUACAGAUCGAUUCUUAGAUGUAACUUGGUGACAGUCGACACCAUAACUGAUAACCUCGAGGGGGAGACGAAUAUCAGCAGAGAAGAUGUUGCCUCACAUGUCAAAUACUUCAGCAACUGCGGAUUGCUCAGAAAGAGCCUAGACUGCACGGAGACCUACUUCAAGGACGGGGACGAUGUGAGAAGGGUGCUUGUGGUUGACUCCCUAGGCCGGAUUUUGUCUGAAAGCAGCAAGGAGGCACGGAGAAUUUUUAGUAUGAUCCUAGAGCACAGGACAUUAGAGGAUAAGGACAUUGUAACCAAAUCGUUGGUUCCCUCCUACACUGUCAAGAAAGCGUUGAUGAUGCUUCACUUGAAUGGGUUUGUAGUGUUAAAGCAUUCUGGACCUGGAGAGUCCAGACCAGUGCUUCAAUGGGAGGUAGAUAUUGAUCGUGCAUCACGGGUUGUCAGCGAAAAAAUCAAGAAAAUGCUGGAAAGGUCCUGGAGUUUGAUAAACCAGAGAUGGAGGCAUGUGAGAUCCAGCGAUGAUGUUGAGGACGAAGCGGAUAGGGAGCUUGAUUGUAUGCUUGGGCUAUCACUGGACCUUUUUGUUCUCGGGCCCGGCACAUAA
Molecule: messenger RNA, 1236 nt
Organism: Encephalitozoon cuniculi GB-M1
Lineage: Eukaryota; Fungi; Microsporidia; Unikaryonidae
Exons: 1
Coding region: 1-1236 (411 amino acids)
Biological process (GO): DNA-templated transcription
Cellular component (GO): RNA polymerase III complex
Molecular function (GO): single-stranded DNA binding
Source: RefSeq, marked provisional